Messenger RNA from Rana temporaria (common frog), 13288 nucleotides. RefSeq names its product lysine methyltransferase 2A (gene KMT2A). Lineage: Eukaryota; Metazoa; Chordata; Amphibia; Anura; Ranidae. The record is from RefSeq and is a predicted model, not a curated record. The transcript has 36 exons. The coding region runs from base 53 to 11395 and encodes 3780 amino acids. Gene Ontology annotation, molecular function: histone H3K4 methyltransferase activity; DNA binding; protein binding. Gene Ontology annotation, cellular component: histone methyltransferase complex; nucleus. Gene Ontology annotation, biological process: positive regulation of DNA-templated transcription.
CCCGCUCUGUUGCUCUCCAGCCCGCGGUGAUAAUAAGAUCCCAGGACACAAAAUGGCGCACAGCUGUCGGUGGCGCUUCCCCGCCCGGCCCGGGACUGGCCGCAGACUGGGAGCCCGGCACAGGGUGGCGGCGGUGGUCAGGGAGGAGGGGAUCGCAUUGGGAACGGACGGAAGUCCUGACGCUGCGCACGAAACCGCUGUGGCCCCUGGGGGCCCCGGAGAUUGUAUGGGGGUUGGACCCGGAUUUGAUGCGGCGCUGCAAGUGUCGGUGACCAUUGGGAGCAACCUGAGACGGUUCAGGGACGUGUCCGGAGGGAGCAGCGGAGAGGAGGACCAUUUUCUAGGAUUUAGCCCAGAUGAAGAUGUUAAAACACGCAGCCCUACAAAAUUCCCCACAGAACAGUCAACCCCAAGAAAACCUCGUGGAAGGCCACGUUGCAGUUUGUCCAGGAACUCUGAUGUUUCUUCCAAGCCAGCUGAAAAUCAUAGUCCUGCCACUAGCAAGCAAGAACUUCGACCUACAAAUAAAACAAAGAAGCCAGAGAAUACACCAGAAGAGAAAAGACGAGGAAGACCCCCUGCACAUGGAAAUGUUAAAUUAAAAUCUUCACAAGAAGACCAUAAUGAAUCAGAAUCCACAAAAUCUGCUCGUGAAGAGAAAACAAAACCGAGAAAGCCCUCUGCUGCUUUUAAACAUGCUGCCAAAAUAAAGAAACUCCGAGCAGUCAAACUCUCUCCACUAAAGCCCAAAUUCAAAAGUGAUAAACUUGAGCUUGGAAGAAAAAGUGUUGUAAAAAUUGUUAGGGGACGUGGCAGGCCCCCAUCCUCUGAUAGGUUUAAACCAGCACAACCUAGGAUUCUUUUGAGACAGACUCAACCAGAGAAGCCCCAGAGAACCCGCAAAGAGGAACCCCUCCAAACCUCAAAAGAAGUUGUCAGGGUCUCUGUGCGCCAAAGUCCUCGAAGACUUAAGCCUGUAAGGAUAAUCCCUGCAUCCAAGAGAACUGAUACCACCAUUGCAAAGCAGCUUUUGCAAAAAGCUAAAAUGGGCGCGCAGAAGAAGAUGGGACUUGAAGCGGCAAAACUUCAAGGACGUAAGGGAGGUACCCAGCUUAAGAAUAUACGACAGUUUAUCAUGCCCGUGGUGAGUACAGUGUCUUCUCGCAUCAUAAAAACACCUCGAAGGUUUAUAGAAGACGAGGACUAUGAACCUCCUAUCAAGAUAGCUAGGAUGGAAACUGCUCCAAGUGGACGUUUUAGUUUAACAUCUUGUGAAUCUAGUGAAAAGUCAAGUGCAGUUUCACAGCAAUCUUCACAGGUUACUUCUGAUGAAUCUCGCUCUAGCAGCCCUAGCAUAGACACUUCAACAGAAUCGCAGGUUUCAGAGGAGACGACUGCUAUAGCAGAAACUCCUGGACGAGUCACAGAUAUUCCUUUGUCUGCCCCUCAGUCAGUCCUAGAAAGCAGUGGUGUUAGCACAAGAAAAAGACGUAUUCCCAAUUGCAAUAGAAAUAUCAAUUCCAGGCAAGCAAAGAAAAUUUCUCAGCCAGUUCUUCAGCAGUCCUCUGCAUCUCCACCUCCUCCAUUGCUCAGUCCUUCAGCACCUUUGCAGGCUCCAGCAGCCCACUCUGAACAUUCUUCAUGGCUUAUGCCUCCUGCUAUUCCAACUUUCCUUUCUGGCUCACGUAUACAUGAAAAACGAAGGUCCAUAUUAAGGGAACCAACUUUCCGUUGGACAUCUCUAAAGCAUUCCAGGCUAGAGUCUCAGUACUUUUCCUCUGCUAAAUAUGCCAAAGAAGGCCUAAUCAGGAAACCCAUAUUUGAUAAUUUUAGACCUCCACCACUGACUCCAGAAGAUGUAGGUAUGGCUUCUGCUUCUGGGUUCAAUACAGCCUCUGUUGUAGCUCCUGGAAGACUAUUUUCUGCACUUCAUUCUUCUGGGGCUCGAUUUGAUUUACAUAAAAGAAGCCCUCUGCUCCGUGCACCAAGGUUUACCCCCAGUGAAGCACAUUCACGCAUAUUUGAGUCCGUCACUCUACCAUCAUCUAUUGAUUCCUCUGGAACAUCCUCCAUUAUAGGUAUAUCUUCUAGAAGAAGGAGAAGAAAAGUCUUUAGUCCAGUGCGUGGCUCUGAUACAAGAUCGCCAUCCCACUCUAUGAGGACAAGGAGUAGAAGAGAAAAUGGCAAUACUGCUGCAUCCCUCAUACCUCAGUCAUCCAGUUCACUUGCGGGGUUAUCUGUCAGUUCCCGGACCACCAGUGCCUUAAGUCCCAGCUUUUCUUUCUCUUCCACUUCAAUUUCUGCAGCACCUGCGGAGUCUGCAGAGAAAUUUCCGAAAACAAGAAGGCAAGCCAGCACUUCAGGGGAGCCUUUCUCAUCCUCUUCCAACGGUAGUUCUUCCCUUUUUCCAUGGUUUAUAUCUGGCUCCCAGUCAGAUAGAAUAAAAAAUAAGAACAGAGUAUCAGAUGAUGCAUCAAAAGAAAGAGACAUUGAAAAAUGCAGGGAAAAGGAAAGAGAGAAGGAAAACUCCCAUGACUCAAGAAAAGAUAGACGCAAGAAGAGCUCAGGCGCUUUAAACAAAAGUGGCAAGGAAAAGGUUGAUGGAGAUGCACUUACUGCUUCUACACCAAUAAAAAUGUUAUCAAAGAAGAAACAAGUAAUCACAGAGCCCUCAGUAACCACUACGCCACCACCCCUUGCUGCAGCCUCCAUGUCGGUCAAGAACAAGUUAUCAAAAAAAACUUGUGGCAUUUCUGACAAACAAGAUAAUGAUUCUAGUGCCAAAUCUCCACCUACAAACAUCCAGAUACCCUUGCCUGAUCAGCCUGCAAGUCCUGUUAAGUCCACUACCACCUCUACCACCACCAUCAGCUCUGUAUUAGACCAAGCAAACAAAAUUCUUGUGUCAGAGAAGCAUAUGGCCACUAUAAUAAGAACCGCUAAAUAUCAAUUGCAGAGUAUAGAAAAAAGCAAGUUGCGAAAGCAGACUGAACAGCCCAAAGCACAGCACCAGGAAAGUGAUUCUUCUGAGACAGUGCGUGGACCCAGAAUCAAACAUGUCUGCCGAAGAGCUGCUGUGGCUUUGGGCCGCAAGAGAGCGGUGUUUCCCGAUGACAUGCCUACGCUGAGUGCCUUACCCUGGGAAGAAAGAGAGAAGGUUCUGUCUUCCAUGGGGAAUGAUGACAAAUCCUCUAUUGCCGGUUCAGAGGAGGCCGAUUCCCCUGCGCCACCCAUUAAACCAAUCAAACAAGUCACCCGCAACAAGACUCCACAGGAACCCCCUGUAAAGAAAGGCCGACGAUCUCGCAGAUGUGGACAAUGUUCAGGUUGCCAGGUACCUGAAGACUGUGGCAUCUGUACAAACUGCCUGGAUAAGCCAAAAUUUGGGGGACGCAACAUCAAAAAACAGUGCUGCAAGAUGAGAAAAUGUCAAAACUUGCAGUGGAUGCCCUCUAAAGCUUUUAUGCAGAAGCAAGCAAAGGCAGCGAGGAAGAAAGAUAAGAAAUCCAAGUUGGCAGAUAAACAGGAGGCUACAGCAGUGAAACCUUCAACAGAACUUAGUCCAAAAAACGCUGUGAAAUCCACUGCUGCCACGCCUCCAAGAGAGGAUCCUCCCCACACACCACCCCCAGCACCAAAAAAAGCCGAUCCCCCAAAGUGCACUGCUGAGAAAAUGCCAGAGGAGGAGAGUCUGCCAACACCUUCCUGUGAAAUUAAGCAACCCCUUUCUGCCCAGAAAUCCACAAAACAGCUUCCACCACAGCCUGCAAGCAAUCCAACCUCAGCCCAUAGCAGCCCUACUCCCAUCUCUCGGAAGGAAGCACCGAAAUCCUCAACAUGUGAGACAAAGAAGAAGCAACUUUCUGUCCCUCCAGAGACUGGCUCAGAGCCAAACAAACAGAAGAAACUCGCUGGUAGACUGGCGGUCUUGCCAAGAUCAAAAUCAAAGGAAAAGGAGAAGCCAAUGGCUCCCAGCAAGCCUGAGGUUAAUUUCAGCCCUCUGAGUUCUCUGUGCAAUGGCAGCGUCUCCAGACAGAAACCUUUAUCUGAUGGAAUACAUCGAAUUCGAGUGGAUUUCAAGGGCGAUUGUGAUUUAGGUAGUGCCUGGGAGAUGGGUGGCCUCAGCAUACUCACAACUGUACCGAUAACCCCACGUGUCGUUUGCUUUCUGUGUGCCAGCAGUGGAAAUGUUGAGUUUGUGUUCUGCCAAGUUUGUUGUGAGCCAUUUCACCAGUUCUGCUUGGAGGAGAGAGAACGACCUACAGAGGAUCAGCUGGAGAACUGGUGUUGCCGGCAAUGCAAGUUUUGCCAUGUAUGUGGUAGACAGCAGCAAGUUAACAAGCCACUCCUUGAGUGUAAUAAGUGCCGCAACAGCUAUCACCCAGAGUGCCUGGGACCAAACUAUCCUACAAAACCAACAAAAAAGAAGAGAGUCUGGAUCUGCACUAAAUGUGUGCGAUGUAAGAGUUGUGGGUCCACCACACCUGGUAAUGGCUGGGAUGCACAGUGGUCACAUGACUUUUCACUGUGCCAUGACUGUGCCAAACUAUUUGCUAAAGGCAACUUCUGUCCUCUGUGUAACAAGUGCUAUGAUGAUGAUGAUUAUGAGAGUAAAAUGAUGCAGUGUGGAAAGUGUGAUCGCUGGGUACAUUCCAAAUGUGAAAAUCUGACAGAUGAGAUGUAUGAAAUCCUUUCAAACUUGCCAGAAAGUGUGGCCUAUACGUGUGUAAACUGCACUGAACAUCACCCUGCAGAAUGGAGGCUAGCACUGACAAACGAGUUACAGGCCUCCCUCAGAUAUGUCCUAAACACAUUGCUGAAUUCUCGAACUGCAAGUCAUCUCCUGCGCUACAAACAGGCAGCAAAGCCACCUGACUUAAAUCCGGAAACGGAAGAAAAUAUGCCUUCAAGGAACUCUCCCAAAGGUCCUGAUCCCCCUGUUCUUAUCCAAGUUGGAAAGCAAGAUGACCAACCACCCUGUGAUCUGGAGGGAGUGAAGAGGAAGAUGGACCAAGGCAGGUACACUUCUGUGCUGGAACUGAGUGAUGACAUUGUCAGAAUUGUCCAGGCUGCUAUGAAUGCAGAUGGGGGCCAGCCAGAGCUUAAGAAGGCAAACAGUGUUGUGAGAUCCUUUUUUACAAAGCAAAUGGAGCGUGUUUUCCCUUGGUUUAACGUAAAGAAAUCUCGCUUUUGGGAGCCAAAUAAGGUUAACAGCAAUAACAGCAUGUUACCCAAUGCAGUCCUACCGCCAUCUCUGGAUCAUAACUAUGCUCAGUGGCAAGAAAGGGAGAACAGUCUGGCUGUGCAACCGCCUCUAAUGAAAAAAAUCAUUCCAGCCCCUAAACCCAGAUCUCCUGAAGACCCAGCAUCACCACAGCCUACACACUCACCAGUCCAAGCUACAAUAGACCAAGGUAGAGAAGAUAGCCCAGAAUUGUUACCACCACCCGGGGUAGAAGAUAAUCGCCAGUGCGCCCUGUGUUUAAAGUUUGGAGAUGACCAUGCUAAUGAUGCUGGACGCCUGCUUUACAUUGGACAAGAUGAGUGGACACAUGUUAACUGUGCUUUGUGGUCAGCAGAAGUUUUUGAAGAGGAUGAUGGCUCUCUUAAAAAUGUGCACAUGGCAGUUAUCAGAGGGAAGCAGCUGAGAUGUGAGAAUUGUCUGAAGUUGGGUGCUACUGUUGGCUGCUGCCUGUCUUCAUGCACAAGUAACUACCACUUCAUGUGCUCAAGACUUAAGAAUUGUGUGUUUCUUGAGGAUAAGAAGGUAUACUGUCAAAGACACCGGGACCUAGUUAAAGGGGAGAUUGUGUCCGACAACAGUUUUGAGGUUCUCAGAAGAGUUUUUGUUGACUUUGAAGGAAUUAAUCUGCGUAGAAAGUUUCUGAGUGGUUUAGAGUCAGAAAACAUACAUAUGAUGAUUGGUUCUAUGACAGUAGACUGCCUUGGAAUGCUAAGUGACUUAUCGGAUUGCGAAGAGAAGCUCUUUCCAAUCGGAUAUCAGUGUUCGCGAGUAUAUUGGAGUACAAACGAUGCACGAAAGCGCUGUGUGUAUACCUGCAAGAUUCUGGAGUGUAGGCCACCACCCUCUGAGCCUGAUAUUAAUAGCACCGUACAUCAUGAAGAGAACCGAACUAUUGCUCACAGUCCUCGGCUUCGGGAGAUGCAUGAAUUAAAUCUUCAGGAACCAAAAUCUUCUGGUCUCCCUUCGCCAGAACCACCACCUUGUAAUUCAGUUUCUUUGACUUCUUCCCGGGCUCUUGGCAGGAGCAGGGUUCGCCACAGAUAUCCCCAUAAUCAGCGCUCUCCAGGACCUCGACCCCUUCCGUCAGCAGGUAGCCCUGUUACCCAUGAAAUUGUGACUGUUGGGGAUCCUUUGCUUUCUUCUGGAUUUCGUAGCAUAGGCUCAUGUAGGCAUAGUGUCUCUUCAGUACCACAACUUCAGAAGUCACGCUUGAUUUCUCUCUCUCAAACUGACACUACAAAGACGAAACUACCCAUUGCAGAUACUAUUACAGACCACAAAUCUAACAAUAUGGAGUCAGGCGGAGCAUCUUCGGCUUCUCUUCAGAGCAGUUACUCACCAAUUGAUGGCCAUGGAAUUUCAAUGGAAAAGGGGGACAAACAAUUGGAAACACGGAAACCUAGCUCCUCAGUCUUGAAUGUAAAGGUCACAACUCCCAAAGUCGAAAAGGCAAAGUCAGCUGCUCACAGAAAUUGUGAUCCUGCUAUUAACCAAAGCCCUAAAACACAUCAACCACAAGAUGUAUCUACCCCCGAUUUUAGCACAGGCAGAUCCGGUACUGGUAAAGAUGCAGCAUCAUUUGUGUUAACUUCCAAAACGACUUCUGCUCCUCAGCAAAAUAGGGCAAUAAAAAGGGAAAAGGAUCAGCAUGUAAUAUUUUCUCUCACAGAGAAGACGGUUUUCCUUGAAGAAGUCAAAGAAACUCAUAUACCUGUUUCAGUGACCAAAGAAAAACUGCCAAAGUCAAAGAGUCUGGUAAAGGAUCAUACUCAAGAAAAAAUUUCGGGUAAAUCUGUUUCUGACUCUGAACACUCAUCAGGUGAGAGCCAAAUUCAAGCAGAUACUAAUGGGAAACAUUCAGCGUCGGAGGCUGUGGGUUUAAAAGGGCGUUCACACAACAAAACAGAGACCACUGUGCACAGUGCAGUGGCUUCACAGUCAGAGUCAUCAAGUGGUGACUACUCAAGUUCUAGAAAUUUAGACCAACAAGCAUUGUCUCCUGGCAGAAUUACAGAGCUUCCAGAUGCUGUGAAGUCCCAAAAUAGCCCUGAAGGCACUGGAGAACUAGGUACAAACCAUACUAGCUCCAACAUGGACUCUGAGAAUCAGGAUGGCACUGCUUACCCACAGGACUCAAACAUACUUCUCCAAGAUGGAACUAAAACCCAAGAAGGCAGCUCAUAUAAAAGGCGCUAUCCAAGGAGGAGUGCAAGAGCCCGCUCUAACAUGUUCUUUGGAUUAACACCCUUGUAUGGUGUACGUUCUUAUGGCGAGGAAGACCUUCCAUUUAGCAGCAGCACUCCAGGAAAGAAGCGUGGAAAAAGAUCAGCUGAAGGUCAAGUGGAUGGUGCUGAUGACUUGAGUUCAUCUGAAGAAGAUGAUCCUUAUUACUUUAACUUUUCUAGGACUGUAGUUUCUGCAUCUGGGGAUGAAAGACUAGCAGUGCGUUCCCUAUUCAGAGAUGAAGGAGACCGUCAUAGAAUAGCCCAACUUGAUGGUGUUGAUGAUGGGACAGAAAGCGAUGCCAGCAUCAAUACCACCACAGGAAAGUCUAGCCACUCUGGGAAAAGGGCAAAUAAACAAAAUGGAGCAGAAAAGCUGGCUGCGUCAGAAGAACAGUUGGGAAAAGUUCAUGCUGGUAAAGGCAGCAAGGCUUCUGACACCAAAAUGGACAGUUGUAAUACUGUAAAGCAAGAUGCACUAGAGCCACAGAUGAGCUUGGAAGCUUCACGACGAAGUCAUGGAGCCGACAAAAAUAUCUUGGACACAUUUAAUUCAGAGCUGCUGAAAUCUGAUUCUGACAAUAACAAUAGCGAUGACUGUGGAAAUAUUCUUCCUAUUGACAUUAUGGAUUUUGUGCUGAAGAAUACUCCAUCCAUGCAAGCACUAGGAGAAAGCCCAGAGUCCUCUUCCUCUGAAUUACUAACACUGGGAGAUGGUUUAGGAUUAGAUAACAACCGUGGAAAAGAUAUGGGCUUGUUUGAGGUAUUCACACAGCAGCUUCCAUCGUCCGAGCCAGUAGAUGGUGCUGUGACAUCAGAGGAGCAAUUUGAACUACCACUAGAGCUGCCUUCUGACCUUUCUGUGCUCACUACUCGUAGCCCAGCUCUUCCUAGCCAGAACCAUAACAGAUUAGGUGUAAUUCCAGAAUCCCAGUUGUCCCCAAAUGAACGUUCCUUAAUGUCCAUGCCACCAUCAGAAACGAGCAGGAAGAGGGUGACUGUUACAGAAAAGCCUGUGGCACCUGGUGAGGGAGAUUCAUCCCUAUUAUCGCAGAGUGUAGACAGGACAGCAGAGGGUCACAUAUCUGCAGAUAGAUACAUGGCAGGGCAUAUGGAACCAGAACAUAUUUCCAGCCCACCAUGUGCACAGGUAGAUCAUUCAGGAAAUCAGGAACUAAGACGAAAUAGUGGUACCCCAAAUUUGCAAGUUCCAGUGUCGCCCACUGUGCCAGUUCAAAGCCAAAAAUACAUCCCAAACAAAUCAGAAAGCCCAGGCACAUCUCAGAUGUCGACUAGUGCUGUACAGAGCACUUCGGCUCACCUUAAAUCCACCGCAGAAAAGUUAGUAGUUGUUAAUCAGAAUAUGCAACCUCUGUAUGUCUUACAGCCUCUGACUGGUACUGUUACACAAAAAAUUCAGCUUACGUCGUCUGUACCUUCUGGCUCGAGUUGCCUUGAUGGGGAUGUACCAGUGUUAAGUUCUGUGGGAGGGGGACUAACUUUAGCCACUAAUCUGAGCCCUUCAUUAACCUCAACGUUUCCACCUGUAAGCAAGGGUCUUCUCCCAGUGCCUCACCACCCACACUUGCAAUCAUUUCCUGCUGCUCCACAAACUACAUUCUUGCCUAGUCUCACUAAUCAGCCUCCAGGUCUUCUUAUUGGCGUUCAACCCUCAUCUGACCCCCAACUUCUAGUUUCAGAAUCCAGUCAGAGAGCAGAAAUGAGCCGUUCUUCGAAUGCUCCAUCUGCUGGUACGAACAAGAAAAGACAGAUUUCUCGCUUACAGUCUAAGAAAAACAAAAAGUUGGCACCUUCUGUUAGCCCAGGAUUGAGGCAUGCUCCUGAAGUGAUUUCUAACAUGACACUUAUUAACUUCUCUGCUCCGCAACUUGCUGGUAGUUUACCCACGCACCCUAAUUUGAUUGACCUCGGCAGCCUCGGAAAUACGGGACCUCAUCGCAAUAUACCUAAUAUUAUUAAACGAUCCAAGUCUGGAGUUAUGUACUUUGAUCAGACUCCACUGCUUCCACAAAGUGGGGUAACGUCAAACUCUGGCGAAACUGUGCCUGGUAUUAUUGGAUUGGAUCCUGGGCAGCUUACAAGUAAAAUGCCUGCAAUUGCUACUGGCUCGCCAGUUCUAAAUGUUGUGUCUAUGCAGACUACUGCCACAGCUUCUCCAGUCACUGGUCAUGUUACUCUAACUAGUUCUGGCAUUUUGAGUCCUUCAGAAAUUGGACCAGUCAGUAACUUUUUAAUCAAGACAAAUCCACAGAGUUUGGGUAUUCAGGACAAUCAUGUGACUCUGCCUCCAGGCUCUGGGAUUUUCUCCCAGGGGCCAACUGCAGGGGCUAUGGCAACUACCUCUAGCAUAUGUGUAGUGCCCACAUCUCAUCCUGUGGCUAUGACACUGGCCCAAACGGUGAAUGAUUCUGACUGCCUAUUUCCAGUUGCUCAUAACAUGAACAGACUUAUUAGGACUCCGAUUCUUCCCGAUCCCGCUGGUAGUUCAGAUCACAGGUCCUCUUCUGUGCAGCCACCGCCUGACUCAGAAGGAAGAAUAAUCACAAAAAACACCACUUCAGCAGCUACUAGCAUGCUUAGAACAGCUGCAACUAUCCAGAAGACAAAAAGCAAGGGGAAAAGGCAGACCACAGGUGUGGACAAGAUAAAUAAGAAAAAACUCAAGACUUCACAUUCCAGACAGAGCCCAGCUACAGUAAAGGAUGAGAACCAAGGUGGCAAACAGUCUGCUUCGUUCUCCUCAGGAAAGAGCACAUCUAAAACGGAUGGCUGUAAUGUAAAGACAGGAUCUUCACAAGUGACUGUGACCGAGAAGAUAGUAGGGCAAUCAGCAACUGUAGUAGACCAAGAGCUGCCAGCAAAGGAGAAGAGUUGGGCUGAAACAAAACCAGACGAUAAACAACCUGAAGAUGAUGCUGAGUUUAGUUCUCCUCUGAUGCGGUUGCUGCAGCAGGAACAUAGGCAACAGGACACUAUGCAGGAGACUAAGCCUAGAACUGGCCUUCUUUUUGAGAUCUCAAGUGAUGAUGGUUUUCAAAUUUCUUCCAGUAGCAUUGAAGAGGCCUGGAAAUCCCUCACUGAUAAAGUACAGGAAGCUCGAUCCAACGCAAGGCUAAAGCAGCUAUCUUUUGCAGGUGUGAAUGCACUGAAGAUGCUUGGAAUUAUACAUGAUGCUGUCGUGUUCCUGGUGGAACAGCUCUAUGGUGCCAACAAGUGUCGCAGGUAUAAGUUCCGAUUCCACCAUCCAGCUGGAGAAGAGGAGCCACCUCUGAACCCUAAUGGUUCAGCAAGAGCUGAGGUGUACCAUAGGAAAUCGGCUUUUGACAUGUUUAACUUCUUGGCUUCAAAACAUCGGCAAACUCCAGAAUAUAAACCAAAUGAAGAGGAUGAGGAAGAGGUGCAGCUGAAAUCUGUUAGGAGGGCCACCAGUAUGGACCUGCCUAUGCCAAUGAGAUUCCGUCAUCUUAAAAAGACAUCCAAAGAGGCAGUAGGUGUCUACAGAUCUCCAAUACACGGUCGGGGUCUUUUCUGCAAGAGGACAAUUGAUGCCGGGGAGAUGGUAAUAGAGUACUCAGGAAAUGUUAUCCGUUCAACUUUGACUGACAAAAGAGAAAAGUAUUAUGAUGGAAAGGGAAUCGGUUGCUACAUGUUCCGUAUAGAUGACUCUGAGGUUGUUGAUGCCACUAUGCAUGGCAAUGCUGCUCGCUUCAUCAACCACUCUUGUGAGCCCAACUGUUACUCCCGUGUCAUUCCCAUCGAUGGAAAGAAACACAUAGUUAUAUUUGCAAUGCGAAAAAUAUAUCGUGGUGAGGAGCUCACAUAUGACUACAAGUUCCCUAUUGAAGACGCUAGCAACAAACUAGCUUGCAACUGUGGAACCAAGAAGUGCCGCAAGUUUCUUAACUAGAGACCUUCCUACAUGUACAAAAAAAGGUGGAAAUUGAGCACCCUCGAGAUUUACAGGACCAUUUCUCAAUGCCAAACCCACCACCUUAGUCCUCCUUCAUUGCUUCAUUUCACUCCCAAGUGGUUAAGGUUGCAAGACACUUUAGGUCUAUCACCAGUAAUAACAAUACAUUGCUGUAUAAUAGUGUCCAUACGCAACACCCGGAGUUUCAGUAAGGACCGUCUUAGUCCACUAUACAGUAAAGAUUUGUGUUUGUGUACUGCUUUGCUACCACCUAGCAGUAAAUACCUUAUGGUUAGUAGUUUUUUGAUCUUAUAUUGCUAGUAUCCAACAUUGCAUGGCACUGUUACAAAAAAAAAAAAAAAACUACAAAAAUGAAAACAUUCUGAUAGACUGCUGCCUUAUAUAGAAAGUAUUGCAGAGGUUAUGAGAGCUGCACUUCAGCGAACAAGUCUAUCAUGUCUUUUCUUACCCAUCUUGUCCUGAGAGAUUUACAUCUGGUGAGUCUAUGCAGGUUUCCCUCUGCCUCCAGCAAGGGAGUUAUUACCGCACAAACACAGAGAAGCGAACGCAGGCAAUCUGCCAUUUGGCAGUAACACUCCUCAACGUUCUAGGUUCAGGUAAAUGGAGCGGGCAGCGGUGCCGGAAAGGGUUGUUCACCUUAACUGUUCAGGCACUAUAAUAUUUUUUGGGGCAUUAGCUAGCAGUGACUUUUAUUAUCUUCGCUUCCAUAUUUGUAUACAAUGAAACCAAUAAUGUUAUGGUCCUACUAAGAAAUAUACUGAAUGUUUUAAUGUAGAAGCCAAACUACAGAAUCAAUGGAGGGACAACACUCCUUGAGUUACCAUGUCUUGACAAAGUUUAAGUGUGGCACUUGUCAUUUCUUUUUUUUUUUUGUUUUUUACCUGCCAUUUUAGGUUUUGUACAGAAGAGGAAGACAUUUGAAUAGUAUUAGUAAUUAGGAAUAAAGCAGGAAUAGUGUGGGUCUCCUGUCUUGCAGGAAAACGUAUAUUUAUUGUAAAUUGUAAAACCAUGCUUUGAAGAAAAAAUAUUGUACUCUUUUAAAAAGAGCUUUUAUAUUUGCAAGAAUGGGGUUGAGCUCAAGACACUAAGUGGGGCUGAAGAGCUCCCGGUCACCACCACAUUUCAAAGCAUCCCCCAAAUCUUUCAUCAUUUUAUUUGCACCGAGUUGCCCUUUAUAUAGAUUAGCAAUCCUUCAUCUCCCAUGUUCUGUUUACAUCUUCUCAUCUUUGUAUUUAAGAUUUUGUUUAACUAAAUGUAAAUAUUCUCUAUUUUUCUAAUGGAAGCACUUAAAUGAUAGCUAUGGAAGCACUUAAAGCAUGAGAAUGAUAAGAAUUACGUGUAUCAGGUUUUUUUUGUUCGUUUUCUUCUCUUUUUUUUGAAAAUUGCUUAUUUUUUUAUCAUAAACUGCUGAACAUGUAAACAUCAUAGUUCGCUUUGAGAAUUUUCUUCUUUUGUAUAUUUUCUUUGUCGAUACGUUGAGGAAACUGCAGGGUGUGUCUAUGCUGUAGGAAUUAUUUAUUGUUUUAAUGUAUGUUUUAUUUUCUCCAGAUAACAAUCUCAAGGUUUCGGCAUCCUCAUGCUGAAUUAAAAUGACAGCAUCUUUUCUUUAAAGAAAAUAAGGAGAGGGGUUUACAUUUAUAAAUUUACUCUCAGGUAGAAGUUGUUAUUUUAGAUUACAUAGAUGUGACUACUUGGUUGAUGGAUACACAAUUGAGAUUCUUUUAGACAACCAACCCUAAAUAGAGUGUUGCAUUUGAAGCAGAUCAUUGCUAGAGCUCAUAUUUUCCGAGUUCAUUCUUGUUCUGGUAGAGGCUCCUUGCAUUACAGCGUAUACUACCAGAGUAGAAUAAAAUACGGAUUUGUGUUGGA